Molecule: messenger RNA, 1195 nt
Organism: Dromiciops gliroides (monito del monte)
Lineage: Eukaryota; Metazoa; Chordata; Mammalia; Microbiotheria; Microbiotheriidae
Gene: TMEM218
Product: transmembrane protein 218
Exons: 5
Coding region: 234-581 (115 amino acids)
Source: RefSeq, a predicted model, not a curated record
CGGGAAUGGGGCUAGACCGGAGUUGGAAGUAGAGUGGAAAAGAAGCGGCUGAGGUUCAGAUCUUGGGAAAGGGCUAGCCAGUUGGAUUUUUUUAAGGGAGUACCUUCUAAGCAUGAGACAGUCUGUGAAUUACUGUUAUGUAAUUAACAGAUAAACUGUCGUGUUUGAGGAGCAACAUUUACGGCAGUUUGGUAGACUACAGUGGGCAGAGGCAAGUAAUUAGCUGGGAGAGAAUGUCUGCCAUUGUACUUGGAGUGGGUGCAGGAGUAUUCAUCUUAGCAUUGCUCUGGGUGUUGGUAUUCCUGGUGUGUGUGUUGUUAUCCAGAGUCUCCGGUCCAGCUAGGUUCUCUAUCAUUUUUGUUUUCUUUGCUGCUCUGAUCAUUACAGCAGUUCUGUUGUUCUUUCCCAGGGCCACUGAGGUCACAAUCCAAGAGGUAGAAAUUAAGAUCAUAGACAAGUUCUUCAUUGGCCGUUAUGUGCUACUGGCUAUUCUCAGUAUUUUCUUCUUUGGAAGCCUCUUCCUGGUUCUAAUUCACCACGUCCUGGAGCCAAUCUAUGCCAAACCACUUCGAUCAUACUAAGGACUAUUCAAAGAAAUACCACAAACUACUAUUGAACAGAGAUGCUGUUCCGUUUUACAUGGGCAGCUUCUAUGUCUUUGAUCUGGCAUAAAUUUCAUGAGUAUCGGGAUUCAUCGGAAGGAGCUAUGGAAUUAUGCCUUUGGGGACAGAUUCUCAUUGACUUGAGAGAAACAGUGAUAUCUUCACAAUCACUUUGAAUGACUGGACAUCAAUUGCCCUUUUUAUACCUGUUUUCCUCCUAUUUAGAAUCAGAAAUAAGAGUGCAUAACUAUUUUGGAGGGGGGCUUAAAUUAGGAUAAAAUGGAAUGAUUUAUAGGAAGAAAAUGUUUGCCUAUAGCUGGCAGAGUCCCCAAAUCAGUUUUUUAUGAUGAUCUGUCAAACUACAUUGCUUUCAGAGUCUAUUUCAUUUGGAAAGGAAGUACACUUAGAUCUGAAGUGGUAUGUUCAUAUUUGGAAAGCUUUAUUGACCACUUUAUGUUAAAGAACUCUGGAAAAGACAGGUCUUAUUUUCUAAUACACUUGUGUUUUUUGUAUUCCAAGUUCGAUUAGAGGUGAGAAGAGGUAAAGAAUCGUACUCCUCACUUUGGUAGUGAAUAAAUCUAAUAUGCAUUGCA